Molecule: messenger RNA, 800 nt
Organism: Folsomia candida
Lineage: Eukaryota; Metazoa; Arthropoda; Collembola; Entomobryomorpha; Isotomidae
Product: sortilin-related receptor
Exons: 7
Coding region: 146-775 (209 amino acids)
Cellular component (GO): plasma membrane
Molecular function (GO): protein binding
Source: RefSeq, a predicted model, not a curated record
UACAAACACACCAUAAAAUUCCAAAGUUUUGGUGAUCAACACACCACUGACUCUCAUAUAAAAAUAUAAGUCUGUGGGUAGCUGGUAUCAUUUGUGAUUCCUGUGCUUCAGACAAUAAUUUCCUUGUUUCCAAUAUCAUCACAUCAUGUUAAAGGUGACUUUCACCUUGCUAAGCGUAAUAGUAGCCGUUGCUUUAGGGCAACCAGGAUGCGGGCCAGACGAGUACAUGUGCAGUGACGGAAUCUGUAUCCCUGCAAAUUGGGAAUGUGACCGAUGGGAUGAUUGUGCAGACGGGUCUGACGAAGUAAACUGCGCUUGUGAGCACCGAUGCCCAGACGGGAAAUGCAUUGAGGAAAACUGGAUCUGCGAUGGAUGGACAGAUUGCAGUGAUGGCUGGGACGAAGCCAAUUGUACGUGUGACUUUCAAUGUCCGGAUGGUCGUUGCAUCCCAUCGCAUUGGGUUUGCGAUGGUUGGAACGAUUGUUCAGACUCGUGGGACACUGUUGACGAGCAGGACUGCCCAUGUCCCGGUGAAACCGUCAAGUGUCCCAAUGUGAAUAAGUGCAUCCCAAUUUGGCAGUGGUGUGAUGCGGACGGAAUUUGGGACUGUCCUGAAGGCACCGACCAAGCGAACUGCACUAUGCCCUCGCAUAGCAUGAAAAAAAGUAAUACAUUCACUCAUCAUGAUGAUGAAUCGCUCAACAAACUGACAAAAGAAGAUCAAGCUCAACGUAAACGAUUGAACCAAAUGUAUCGCAGAUUCAAUUCACAAUAAAAAAUAAUGUUUCUAAAAAGGUAAA